CUUUUUCGCACUUUAUUCGUCUUUAGGAAACCAAAAUCAACGGAUGGUAAAAAUUGAACGGACGGCUAAGAUUGAACUGAACGGAUUUUCGCGUCGGAGUAGUUGAGCCACCUUUUUAUGUUUUCCUGUGGCAGCUAAAAAGAAGAAGUGUUGAAUUGAUUUUGCAAUAAAUCUGCGAAAAGCAUCUUUGCGUCGGCCGUGUGUGCGAGUGUGAUCAAACAUAAAUAACGUGCAAUUACGGCAAAACGAAUAUGUGCAAUUUUAAUACGAAAUAAUAAAACGAAUCUCUUUGAUUUGUGUGCGUUUACAAAUUAAUUCUGCAAAUGAAUGUGCGAAAGAAUCUCAAUGAACAGUCAAAUUGAAUGAAAAGUCGCAGCGAAAAUUGAAAGCCAGCAAGGAGGAAACGCAAGGAAAGCAAGUUGAAGGAUAUGCCUCAAAGCUGAUCGAUUGACCGAGUGAACGAUUGCGCCGCAAGUUGGUUAAAUGCUACAUAAUGUCGGCCAAGCACAUCGAACAGUAUACGAAUCCCUCCUUUGAACAGGAGUCCGACCCGCCGCCUCCCUCAGGGGGCGUGACAGAUGUGGGAGCAGGCACCAUCAACAGCAGCAACAGCAAUAGCAAUAAUGCCAACGAUGCCGGCACGGCAAAUCGCAAAGGUCACAGGCGCCAGGAAUCGAUGUACCAGAUGACCGGCCUCUACUCGGAGACGAAUAGCGGCGAUGACAGCAGUAUAGAUGCGGCCCUUGACCACGAUAAUCAGCCCCAUGCCACGUCAUACCUGGCCGGAGAUCAGCUGCCGUCGUUGGGAGCGGGCGGCGGUGGGCCAGUGAGUGCAGAAAGUGUGACGGUCAAGUGCCACAGUCGACAGGCGUCGGCAGGUAAAUGCCCGGCUGAUCCGGAGGAGGACUUCGAUGAGGAGCAGUUCCGAUCAGGCGAUUGUGGCAUCCUAAACUGUCGGCCCUAUGGAAUCCAGCGCUUCGCCCGCAUCAAAAUCUUUGUCCUGUUGCUGUCCCUGCUGGUCAUGAUGCAGCAGGCCCUCAGUUCAGGUUACAUUAACUCGGUGAUCACCACGAUCGAGAAACGUUUCGAGAUCCCUUCCAGCUAUUCCGGGCUAAUAGCCUCUAGCUACGAGAUCGGAAACGUGAUCACGGUGAUCUUCGUCAGUUACCUGGGCAGCAGGCGUCACAUUCCCGUGUGGAUUGGCAUUGGAGCAGUAAUCAUGGGCAUUGGCUCGCUGGUCUUUAUGGUGCCGCAUUUUACAGGCGAACCCAAUCCUGGUAUUGCGAUCGUCAACAAAACCAGCGAUAACAUUUGCAAGAGUGCCUUGGUGAGAGACCAGGACAUGGAUCUAGGUCGCCUGUCCAGUGGACUGUCCAAUCAACCAUUGGCGCCCCAUACUCUACGGGAGGACAACUGCCUGGAGGGCAAAGCCUCUACCACGGGUCCCGUUUUGCUCUUCGUGCUAGCCCAGCUGCUUCUUGGCUGCGGUGGUAGUCCACUUUUCACUCUGGGCACCACUUACAUAGAUGAUCACGUCCGGACGGAGAGCUCUUCGAUGUAUAUCGGCUGCAUGUACAGCAUGGGAGCUUUUGGACCUGUUGUGGGAUUCCUGCUAGGCGCCUACCUGCUUUCCUUUCACAUGGACUCACUCUCCUCCACCACCAUAUCGAUUACUCCCGGCGACAGGCGUUGGGUGGGCAUGUGGUGGGGAGGUUUCCUGCUAUGCGGAGUCAUUCUGCUGGUGGUGGCCGUGCCCUUCUUUUCAUUCCCCAAGGUCCUGGCCCGCGAAAAGAAGAAAAUACGAAAGAGCAGCGUGGUGCAGCCAGUUUUGCCAAAUAACUCCGGAGCCACUGUGGCGACAGAUGAGAUGGGCAAGGUGAAGAAGUUGGAAAUAGUGGCCGUGACCAGCAAGGAGGACCAAUCGCAGACGCCCAAGGUGGACACGGGCUAUGGGAAGGACAUCAAGGAUAUUCCGCAAUCGAUGCUGCGCCUUGUUAAGAAUCCCGUGUACAUCGUGACCUGCCUGGGUGCCUGCAUGGAGCUAAUGAUCGUUUCCGGCUUUGUGGUCUUCCUGCCCAAGUACCUAGAGACGCAGUUCAGCUUGGGCAAAAGUCAGGCCAACAUAUUUACCGGAUCAAUCGCCGUGCCAGGAGCAUGCAUUGGCAUCUUUCUUGGAGGCUGUAUCUUGAAACGAUUUCAACUAAAGCCCAAGGGCGCCGUCCAAUUCGUCCUGAUCACUAACGUCAUCUGCCUGGCCUGCUACGCAAUGUUGUUCUUCCUUGGCUGCGACAACCUUAAGAUGGCUGGCACCACGAUCCCAUACUAUACCAGCAAUAAGCAUGGAUCUACUUUGGAACAGCCCUUCCAGGUUAACCUCACGGCUGCCUGCAACUUUGGUUGCGAGUGCCUGACCAGCGAGGUUGAACCAGUGUGCGGUAACAAUGGACUCACCUACUUCAGUCCCUGCCACGCUGGUUGCACGGCCUUCUCGUCCACAUCCAGCACCAACUACACCGACUGUGCAUGUGUUCGCGCCAAUAUCUCGAGCAGCAUUUAUCGUGGCGCUGGUGGCAGCCAGGCCCAGGCUCUUAGUGCCAACGAAAACUUCGCCGAGGUGACAGUGGUGCCGGUGGCCACUGCUGGUCCAUGUGCCACGCCCUGCCGCACCAUCUAUCCGUUCCUUAUACUUUUAUUCUUCAUGACAUUCGUGGUAGCCUCUACACAGAUGCCGCUACUGAUGAUUGUGCUGCGAUCUGUGUCCGAAGAGGAGCGCUCAUUUGCUCUGGGAAUGCAGUUUGUGAUCUUUCGUCUAUUCGGUUACAUACCGGCUCCCAUUCUUUUCGGAAAUCUUAUCGACUCUACUUGCCUAUUGUGGAAAUCGUCCUGUGGCGAGAAGGGUGGACGCUGUCUUAUCUACGACAUUGAAAAGUUCCGAUACAAAUAUGUUGGUUUGUGUGCAUCUGUGAAGUUGGUAGCAUUUGUUAUCUUUAUGGUGGAUUGGUGGUUGGUGCGAAGGCGGAAGCAGCUUGAGAAAAUGAAGCCCCUGAACGCAAGCGAUCCAAUCAUAGGUUCCAUCAUUAGCCUAGACAAAUUAUUUGAAGAGAAACUUUCCGGCGCCGAGCCGCCAACUGCAUUUGUUGGAGGUGGAGGAGAACUGAUCAUACCCACAGAGAUACUUCGCCAUUCCCGUAACGAUUCGCGAACCAUGCAAAUGGAUUACUGCUACGAUAAAUGCGGUCAUGUGGUAGCUCCGGCAAAUACCUGCAACCAGCCGCAGACCAAGUCAAAGAAACACUUCCGAAGCGCCUCGUGUGACGUAAAGAUGAUCAAGAGCUUUGCCAGAGAUCAUAAUUCGACCAGCGGGCCAGCUGAUGCGGCUGGUCAGGAUGCUAGCGGUGCCAGCACGAAAUAUAAGAAUCUCAAGAAGUUCCAAGCGCACACGCGUAAUCAUUCGACAGAUCUGCACGACCCCAGCCAACCCAUUCGAUAUAUUCAGAACCAACUUCGGCCGCAGGACUGUGCCGAAGAGGAUGAUGACGAUGAGUUGACCACCGGUUGUGGGCACUUUGUUAAGAAGCACUCACGGAACCAUAGCUACGACCAAAUCUACAUGCCGAACAAUAUUCGUUUCGAUGCGGAUUUCCUGCGACAUCCCCAUUCCCAUCAUAAUCCCAAGAAGAAUGUGAAUGUACUGAAAAACGUGGUGACGGAUAUUGGCAAGCUGAAGAACUCGAAUGAAAUUGAAGCUGGUGGAGCUGGAUCUCGUGGUCAUUCCCGGAACAACUCGAAGGAUUUGAACACCAAAAUUUCUAGUGCAUCUACUGCGAACAAUGCUUCUGGGCUGGUUGGAUCGGAAACCAGCAGUACGGGUCUAAGUGUGCUAAGGCAUCGGCGUACCAACUCCAAGGAUCUUAAUUACCAAAUCCUACCGGAGGCGACUACAUCUAGUUCCUUGGCAGGCCACCCGCAUCCCCAGCACACGCGGAAUACGUCACAUCACAAGAUUCAAAUUGAUGACGAUCGAAACGAACUCAUCAACGACAACGAUGACGAAGAAGAGGAGCGCUCGAAUUGUGCUUAGUGUUAUGUCGAAUAGCUUUAAGCUAGGAUUAUCGGUUUGUGGCAAAAACAGCAGUAGCAGCAAUGGCUUCAUUCCUGGCCAUAAACGCCUCAUCGGGUUUAAAGUGUGUGCGUGUUCCAUGCCCGUUUCCUGACGAAGUGACUCAACUCUCAGCUGCUCAUUGUACUUACGACCGAGUGUUCAAAUCUACUUAUCAUAGUAGAAGGCAUCUGAAAAUAGAAAUCCUUUUUGAUAUAUGCAACAUUCAACAAGAAUUCGUCUUCAAAUCCGAAUCCGAUAUGUUUACGAAUACACUUGCAGAUAAUAUUUAUGUAACCAGGCGUUAGAAUAGGUAUCCUAGUAAGCAAAUAGCAUAUUUUAGGCAUAGGCGUAGAUCGUUGUGAUAGGAAUAUUUUGUAUUGUAUUUUUAGUGGAGUGUAGAUCCGUGAAAAGUCGAUUAAGCGUUCGAACUGCUCGAUAUGUUUCGCUUUUAGAUCGACUUUGUGCAAUCUCGGUUUCGAAGUGAGACGAUUGACUGAGAACCAGUUAAAGAAUGGAAAGUGAACCGAAUAGCAAAUUACAAUGUUUUUUAAUAAUCCGAACAUGUAAAAACAAUUGUCAAUGGAAAUUGUGCUGUGAAACAAUGUGUGAGUAUAGAAAAAAAACAAAAAUAAUACCCAAACGAAAUCGUUGAAAUAGAAAGGAUGUUGGAAAUACGCUGAAUGUAAUUUUUAUGCAAUACAUAAUUUAGAGAAUCUUUGUGGAGUAACACAAACCACACAUUUUGCAUCCAAUAGAAGGGUUCGAAUGAAGCAUUAGGUCUGGACUAGUUUUACUACAAAAAGAAAAUCCUAAAUUCCCUGUUUUAAUCGUAGCGAGAAGAGGAAGUCUAGCCUAGAUUUUAAAACCGAAUGAUGUACUUUAAAUGCGAUAAUGCCUUAACAAAUAUCAAUUAAAUAUACACGCAGAUUAAAUCAGUAUCUCAACUGAAAAUGGGAAUUCAGCCGGUCCAUUCGGUUGUUUUCCCCAGCACUGCCCGAGUGCAAGACCCCCAGUUAGCCCUAAGUGAUGCAAUCUAGGUUAAUUAGUACCAACUAAUUCUAUGUUUACACCAGCCAGCCACAUAUAGUAGUGUAGGAAAGGAAGCAGAAGAGAGAGAGAGAGAGUAGCUCCCCGAGCACUAAAUAAAUACAUCCAUAUAAAUAAAUAUAUAUAUGUAUACAAUUCUACGUUAAUUAAGUACCUACGCGUAGCUAAUAAUUCGUAUCGGGUUAUGUGUUUGUACAACAUUACUUAUACAUUAUUGAUGAGCGAUUUUAAUACAGGCCACACGAAAGAAUGUGAGUCUUAGGUGCAAAAAUCAUAUAUAUCUAUAUAUAUAUGUUUAUGCGAAAAGUAUGUUUAAGGAAAACAUAUUUUUACUUAGAGAAAAUAUUGCAAAUAAACUAAAUAAGAACAUGU
Messenger RNA from Drosophila eugracilis, 5521 nucleotides. It is a transcript of the gene Oatp30B, whose product is annotated as solute carrier organic anion transporter family member 5A1. Gene Ontology annotation, biological process: sodium-independent organic anion transport; transmembrane transport. Gene Ontology annotation, cellular component: membrane. Gene Ontology annotation, molecular function: protein binding. The record is from RefSeq and is a predicted model, not a curated record. Lineage: Eukaryota; Metazoa; Arthropoda; Insecta; Diptera; Drosophilidae.